UAUAGAUAUUUUUAAAUAUAUAUACAUAUUUUAGUUUUGAUUAAAAUAUGUUUGCAAGUUUUCUUUCAUUUUUCAUCUUUAUUUCAUUAUCAUAGUAAUAUUUAAUCUGAAGUAAUUUUUUCAUAAAAAAUUAAUUACUCUUCAUCAAUAACAUAAAAAUAAAUAUUAAUAUUGACUUAUAUACGAAAAGGUUACGAUUCGGAUAUUUAAUCAAGUUUUGAUAAGAAAAUAGUAUGAUCUUUUAAAACAUAUUCGUGGAUGCAAAAUAUGUUAAAAAGGGAAAGGAGAAUAGUCAGAGAAGUUGGAAGGGUAGGAGGGGCUGAUAAGAGAAAUCGAGUUAAAUGUGCUACGUGGAAUCGUGAAAGUAAAGGCGUAUUCCAUUUUAUCCAUGAAUUGGGGUAGGUUACAAAUUUCAAUCAAAUGACUGCUGUUUUUUACAUUUAUUUUUUUCAUUUAUUUAAAUAAAAAUAUAAUAUCUAAAAUAUAACAAAUAUCUAUCAGUUAUCGUGUUAAAGAUAACAAUAUUGAAAUAACGUGAUAUAAUUAUUGUUUAUGCACACGGCUGUCAAGCAAAGUACUAGACUCUGUGAAUAUGGAAUCUCUUCAAAGAAAAUUGAUUGAGUGCGGCCAGGAACAUUUAUUAAAGUUCUAUGAUGAAUUAUCAGAUAAAGAAAAAGAGGAGCUUUGUCAAGAUAUAUCUGAAUUGAAUUUCAUGGAUGUAAUAUCAUAUUUUGAUAGUGCAAUAUAUGCUUCUUUGAAUAUAAGUACAUUAGAUGAUAAAGUAUCUCCUAUUCCUAAAGAAAAUAUUGCAUCUGUUAAAACCACUGAUAAGGAACAAUUAAAAAUGUAUGAAGAAUUAGGAUUCCAAGAAAUAGCAAAUGGGCAAGUAGCUGUAUUAUUAAUGGCUGGUGGUCAAGGUACUAGAUUAGGUGUAACUUACCCCAAAGGUAUAUACAAUGUUGGUUUACCUUCUGGAAAGACACUUUUUCAACUACAGGCAGAAAGAAUACUUCGUUUGGAAAAUAUGGCAAAGGAAAAAUAUGGGAAAGAUGGAGAAAUUACAUGGUAUAUAUUAACCAGUGAAGCUACUCAUGAUAUAACAAUAUCGUUUCUACAACAGCAUAAUUAUUUUAAUUUAAAAGAAAAAAAUUGUAAAGCCUUUAAACAAGGUAUGUUACCAUGUUUUACAUUGGAUGGAAAAAUUAUUUUGGAUAAAAAAUAUAAAAUUUCGAAAGCUCCAGAUGGAAAUGGGGGAGUAUAUCAAGCUUUAAUAACACAAGGAAUAUUGGAUGAUAUGAUAAAACGUGGAAUUCAUAGUGUUCAUGUUCAUUCAGUUGAUAAUAUCUUAAUAAAAGUAGCAGAUCCUAUUUUUAUUGGAUACUGCUUAUCUUUACAAACUGAUUGUGGAGUUAAAGUCAUAGAAAAAUGUUCCCCAAAUGAACCAGUGGGAAUUGUAUGUAAAGUUAAUGAUAUAUUUAAAGUUGUAGAGUACAGUGAAAUUUCAAAAGAAACGGCUGAAUUAUAUUCUAAUGAUGGACAACUAAUGUAUAAUGCAGCAAAUAUAUGCAAUCAUUAUUUCACUGUAGAUUUUUUAUAUAGCAUUGCUAAGUAUCAUGAAAAAGAAAUGGAACUUCAUGCUGCUAAAAAAAAAAUACCAUAUAUUGACGAAGAUGGAAACCGAAAUGAACCCAAGAUUCCUAAUGGUAUUAAAAUUGAGAAAUUCAUAUUUGAUGUAUUUAAAUUUGCAAAAAAUUUAGCAGUUUGGGAAGGAAUUCGUGAAGAAGAUUUCAGUCCUUUAAAAAAUGCAGAUUCCGUUGGUCAAGAUUGUCCAAGUACUGCACGAAAUGAUGUACUUAAACUUCAUAAAAAGUGGUUGUUAAAUGCAGGAGCUAUAUCUGUGUCAGGUGAUAUAGAAAUAUCUCCUUUAUUAUCUUAUGCUGGAGAAAAUUUAAAUCAUGUAAAAGGACAAUUAUUGGAAGGACCUUGUGUAUUGGAAUAAUGAAAUCUAUUGUUUUCAUAAUUUUUUAUGAUAAUACUUUUAAAAAUCUUUUAAUUCUUUAAAGAAUUUUCAUAAAAAUAUAUUUUUUAAUAUUCUGUAAUUUAAUAAUAAAAUUUAAUUAUAAGAAUUCUUCAACAUUCUUAUAUAAAUUUUAUAACAAUGAUGCAGAAAUGUAAAUAUGCUAUUUAUUAAAAAUUGUAAGAUAUGAAUUUUAUAUAUGUAAAUAAAUUUCAUAUGAUUUCACAUAAAAAUUAUAAUAUUUACAAAAAUGUUUCAGUAAAUUCAUAAAAUUAUCAUAAUAUCUUGUCUAAAAAUAUGUAAUUAUAAAAUUUUGAAAAUUAUGAAAUGUGAUGAAAGUAUAUAAAAUUUAUAUAUUUUAACAUAAUGUAUUAAAUACAUCAUUUUUGUACAAUUGGUGUAGUAUAUAUAAUAAUAAAAAUUAAUAAGAAAAUAA
This is a messenger RNA of Apis cerana (Asiatic honeybee), 2453 nucleotides long. It is a transcript of the gene mmy, whose product is annotated as UDP-N-acetylglucosamine pyrophosphorylase mmy. Gene Ontology annotation, molecular function: UDP-N-acetylglucosamine diphosphorylase activity. Gene Ontology annotation, biological process: UDP-N-acetylglucosamine biosynthetic process. The record is from RefSeq and is a predicted model, not a curated record. Lineage: Eukaryota; Metazoa; Arthropoda; Insecta; Hymenoptera; Apidae.